Molecule: messenger RNA, 921 nt
Organism: Suillus subalutaceus
Lineage: Eukaryota; Fungi; Basidiomycota; Agaricomycetes; Boletales; Suillaceae
Exons: 6
Coding region: 1-921 (306 amino acids)
Source: RefSeq, a predicted model, not a curated record
AUGGCACUGGUGAUUUCUUGGUCGACCAUCGUAACUCUGAGAGUCGUCUCGAGUGCAUUCCUAGGUUUAGGGCUGGUGUUGACAAUUUUUAGACUUGCCUAUCGUAUUUGGUUGAGACGGUUCUGGCUCGAGGAUGCUUGGGCAGGCGUCGCGUUUCUAUUUGGGAUAGCCACGUUAACUUCUUGCUGGACUUAUGUCGAAGCAGCGGGUGAAGAAGAAAUUAUAUCAUUCUGGGUAUACUCAUUUACUUUCCUCUCCCUCGUGUGGGCCGUCCGGCUAAGUAUCUUGUUCUCCAUCGUUCGCAUUGUGUACGAAACGCAGCACCUCCGUCGCUUGAUACUUGGUCUUGCAGGUCUCUUCCUCGGUUUGUGGGCAGGAGUUGUUGCACAAAAAGCGUGGGGUUUUGGGCACAACACCUCUUGGUAUCAAACAACUGGGAAGGUGCAUGCAUUCUUGACGCAACCCAUGGUCGCGUUUGAACUGAUGAGUGAUUGCUUAUCUGACACAAUACUGAUUGUUCUGCCACUGCGCUUACUCUGGAGUUUCAAACUGCCGAAAAGACAGAAAAGGAUGAUUUUCGCCAUAUUCUCCUCCAGCAUUGUCGUCACCAUUAUAUCCAUCUUCCGGGGGUUCUGUGAGACAGCGAAAUAUACGAGCGUUCUUGGCCCGGUGACAGACUUCGAGACAGCCUUGUCGCUUCUCAUUUGCAACCUUCUUGUCGUAGUUACUUUCCUGUACCGCAUAUUUGGUUUCGCGAGUGCGGACGACUCAGUAUCUAGCGAUGACGAUGAUUACACGACACGAACCACUACGGGUGGGGUUUUUACCAGUGUCGACUUGGGCAAUGGCGAGUCAGGAGGCGGUGAGCAGAGACAUUCGGGGAUUCAAUCUAUGUACAUUGCAAGGCGAGAAACCCGUUAA